Messenger RNA from Arachis ipaensis, 669 nucleotides. Lineage: Eukaryota; Viridiplantae; Streptophyta; Magnoliopsida; Fabales; Fabaceae. The record is from RefSeq and is a predicted model, not a curated record.
AUGGAGGUUGUGACCGAACCCAAAGAGGAGCCUGCUAUUGAGGAGCUCAAAGAAAUUAGAGCUCAUGAGGAGACUGAUAAUGUCACCUUACACGCCCCUUUCCUGAUAGGGGAACUUAAGGAAUACACUUCUUUAGAAGAGGAUGAAGAGUCUAAGGAAGAGCAAAUUGCUCGGUACCUAGCUAUCCUCAGGAAACUGAAGGCUAACUCUUCUCAUGCAGAAGCGUUAGAAGAGAAAGUUGAGCCUAUGAUACUGGACAAGGAGUACAGUGACAUGGUUCAGAAGAAGCUUCCUCAGAAGCUGUCGGAUCCUGGAAGCUUCCUGAUUCCCUGUACUAUAGGGACCAUCACGUUUGAGAAGGCACUAUGUGACCUUGGCUCAACCAUCAAUCUGAUGCCUUUAUCCGUAAUGAAGAGGCUAGGAAUUCUAGAGGUGCAGCGUGCCAUAAUCUCAUUGGAGAUGGCUGACAAGACCCUAAAAAGGGCGUAUGGGAUGGUGGAGGAUGUCCUAGUAAAGGUUGAGGACCUUUACAUCCCUGUAGACUUUGUGAUUCUAGACACUGGGGAGGACAGAAAUGAAUCUAUCAUCCUUGGAAGGCCUUUCCUAGCCACUACUAAGGCCAUUAUUGAUGUUGAAAGAGGAGAGCUAGUCUUGAGACUACAUACAUGA